This is a messenger RNA of Cimex lectularius (bed bug), 4617 nucleotides long. It is a transcript of the gene Ranbp16, whose product is annotated as exportin-7. Bases 153 to 3494 code for a protein of 1113 amino acids. Gene Ontology annotation, biological process: protein export from nucleus. Gene Ontology annotation, cellular component: cytoplasm; nuclear pore. NCBI's taxonomy places the organism in Eukaryota, Metazoa, Arthropoda, Insecta, Hemiptera, Cimicidae. The transcript has 19 exons. The record is from RefSeq and is a predicted model, not a curated record. Gene Ontology annotation, molecular function: nuclear export signal receptor activity; small GTPase binding.
CAAAUUCUUAAAAUUAAAGGGAAAAAAUUCUUUUUUGGUGAUAGUGUCUGAGUUGAUUUUUAAAAUCUGUUUCGCCAUUUUAUGCAUGAGGGGCCCCCGGCCGGUGGCGGAGGGCAACACUGGUUAUUUAUUUAUACUUCCCUGCGUUGGGUAUGUUUUUAGACUGCGCUGCAGUCGACGCAUGGGAAGCUGCAAAAAUGGCUGAGGAACAGGAGGUACAACAUCUAGAAUUACUGUGCAAACAACUCUAUGAAUCCAAUGAGCCAUCGGUCCAAAUUGGGGCUGAGAAAGCUUUGAUCGGUUUUCAGAAUGGGACUGACACAUUGCCAAAGUGCCAGCUCCUCCUCGACAGAGGGGACUCUAGCUAUGCUCAGCUCCUGGCAGCAACGACCCUCACCAAACUGAUAUCAAAGAAUGCCCAAGCAGUCAGUUUACAACAACGAAUUGAUAUAAGAAAUUAUGUUUUAAAUUAUUUAGCUACAAGACCAAAGUUAGCUACUUUUGUUGUCCAAGCUUUGAUAACAUUAUUCGCCAAGAUUACAAAGUUUGGUUGGUUUGAUACUGUUAAAGAUGAAUUUGUUUUUCGUAAUGUUAUAAGCGAUAUAACUAAAUUUUUACAGGGGUCAGUUGAACAUUGUAUGAUAGGGGUUCAACUCCUUUCUCAACUGACCUGCGAAAUGAAUCAAAUAUCGGAAGCAGACGCAAAUAGAUCGCUGACAAAGCAUAGGAAAAUUGCCUCAUCGUUUAGGGACACCCAGCUUUUUGAAAUAUUUCGCUUAUCAUGUUCCCUCCUCGGUACGGCCAGCGAAAACUGUAAAAGUUUGAAUUUUAACGAUGAAGGCCAACAUGGGUUGAUGAUUCAGCUUUUAAGGCUGGCACAUAACUGUUUAACAUUCGACUUCAUCGGGACUUCGACAGACGAAAGUUCUGAUGACCUGUGCACAGUCCAAAUUCCUACUUCUUGGAGGCCGGCUUUCUUAGAUUUUACCACGCUUAAGCUUUUCUUCGAUAUGUACCAUUCAUUACCCACUUCUCUCUCUCCUUUGGCUUUGUCAUGUCUGGUUCAGAUCGCAUCCGUUAGAAGGUCUCUGUUCAGUAAUACAGAGAGAUCAAAGUUCCUAACCCAAUUGGUCAAUGGUGUCAAACACAUUUUACAAAACCCUCAGGGCCUUAGUGAUCCUAGUAAUUACCAUGAAUUCUGUAGACUUUUAGCUCGACUUAAGUCAAAUUACCAACUUGGCGAGUUGGUCAUUGUCGAAAAUUAUAGAGAAGCUAUUCAACUUAUAGCAAAGUUUACUGUUCAAAGCCUCCAGAUGUGGCAGUUUGCGCCAAACAGUGUACAUUAUCUUCUGAGCUUGUGGCAGAGGAUGGUCGCCUCGGUACCGUAUGUGAAGGCCAUCGAGCCGCAUUUCCUUGAAACCUAUACACCCGAAGUCACGUCGACUUAUAUCACCUCGAGGCUCGAAUCAGUGGCUGUUGUUGUGAGAGAGGGGCUCGAAGACCCCUUGGAUGACCUUGGCAUGGUCCAGCAGCAAUUAGAGCAGCUUUCCGUAAUCGGGAGGUGUGAAUACCAAAAAACUUGUGCUCUUCUAGUCCAGCUGUUUGAUCAGUCGGCGACGCUCUACCAAGAACUCCUCUCAUCCCCUCACCAACCGCAGAUGGACAUUUCAAUCCAGCAGGGUCGGCUUACCUGGUUGGUGUACAUAAUAGGAUCUGCGAUAGGUGGGCGUGUAUCGUUUAACAGCAAUGACGAACACGAUGCAAUGGAUGGUGAAUUAGUGUGCAGGGUCCUACAGUUAAUGAAUCUUACUGAUUCAAGAGUAUCUCAAGGAGGUUGUGAAAAAUUAGAAUUAGCUAUGUUAAGUUUUUUCGAACAGUUUAGGAAAAUAUAUGUUGGUGACCAGGUCCAAAAAAAUUCCAAAGUAUAUAGACGACUUUCUGAAGUUUUAGGUCUUAAUGAUGAAUCGAUGGUUUUGAGCCUUUUUGUAAGAAAGAUUAUUACAAAUCUAAAAUAUUGGGGGAGGAGUGAGCAGACGAUUUGUAAAACCCUUCAGCUCCUGCAUGACUUAACUGUCGGGUACAGUUGCGUACGUAAGCUUGUCAAAUUGGAUGAAGUUCAGUUUAUGCUGAACAACCACACUAGUGAGCACUUUCCAUUUCUUGGCAAUGGGGUUCCAGUCAGUGAAAUGAGAUGUAGAUCCAUUUUUUACACGUCGCUCGGUAGAUUGCUUAUGGUAGACCUGGGUGAAGACGAAGACAGAUUCACUUCUUUCAUGGUGCCAUUGACAAAUGCUUUUGAAUCGAUUGGAGCAAUGUUGGCCAAUGCCGGGACACCAGUUUUUGCUCCAGAUGAGGCGAAGACGGCUUUGAUCGGGCUGGCAAGGGAUCUGCGCGGUCUUGCCUUCGCAUUCAAUACAAAACAGUCUUACAUGAUGCUCUUCGAUUGGAUUUAUCCCGCGUACACGCCAAUAUUACUCCAUGCGAUCGAGCUGUGGUACAUGGAGCCACAAGUCACGACACCUGUUUUAAAGCUGUUUGCUGAGCUUGUUCAAAAUAGAUCGCAAAGAUUGCAAUUCGAUGUCUCAUCUCCAAAUGGGAUAUUGUUAUUUAGGGAAGCUAGCAAAGUCAUUUCAAGUUAUGGAUCAAAUAUUUUAACGAUAGUGGAUGUUCCUGAAGAUCAAAUGUAUCCCAUGAGACUGAAAGGCAUCUCAAUUUGUUUCUCUAUGCUUAAGGCGGCACUUUGCGGUAGUUAUGUAAAUUUUGGUGUAUUUAGGCUGUACGGAGAUAACGCUUUGGACAACGCUCUUAAAACCUUUGUCAAAUUGCUUUUCAGCAUACCACUUGUAGAUUUAUUGGAUUACCCAAAAUUGUCACAAACGUAUUAUUUGCUGUUAGAAUGUUUAGCUCAGGAUCAUAUGAGUUUUUUAGCCACACUUCAACCAUCUUUAUUUUUUUAUAUACUCUCGUCUAUAUCAGAGGGACUUACAGCACUAGGUUCUUUUACAGAUACCCUUGUUUGUACUGGCUGUUGUGCCAGUCUCGACCACAUCGUUACAUACCUUUUUAAACAAGUUACGCAGAAAGGUAAGAAGCGCCGUGGGGUGAACCAGCCACAGAAUGACAUGUUUCUCCAGGUGCUUGAACUUCACCCGGAAAUUCUCCAUCAGAUCUUGAGCACAGUUCUGAACAUAAUUAUGUUUGAGGACUGCCGGAACCAGUGGUCGAUGUCACGACCCCUCCUCGGACUUAUCUUACUGAAUGAAGAUUAUUUUAAUAAGUUGAGGGAAAAUAUAAUAAGGAGUCAACCGGCUGACAAGCAGUCUGCUAUGGCACAGUGGUUUGAGAACUUGAUGGAAGACAUCGAGAGGAAUUUAGUUACAAAAAAUAGAGAUAAGUUCACACAGAACUUGUCGAUAUUCAGGCGGGACGUGAAUGACGCUUUAAAGGGGCCUUUCCUCACAACAGCGUCCGCCUCCGACAUGAUGACAUCGUAGUCAACGUGUACCGACAUUUUCCACUUUCCACUCAUAGACUGAUCAAUAAAAUUAUUUUUUUAGAUUCUGCAUAGCCGGAUAGAAGUAGAUGCAUUUACCUCCCUCUCCUCGUGAAUUCGGGCCAGUGUAAAUAACCACAUAUAUACUCAAAAACCCUCUCUGGUGUAUAAUUGUUUUCACUUAAGCAACUUGUAUAAUUUAGGCCCAUGAAAGAGGCAUCCUGACUUAUAACUCUUAACAGGUGUAUUUCUUUUAAAAAAAAUUCUUUAUUUGUUUUCUUUAGUGAACAUACAAAAUUUUGAAGUUGUGUUAUAAAAUAGCACAUACACAAUACACUUAUUGUCUACUUGAAAAAGGAACUGUAAUGCUAUUUGCUUUUACAUCACCUAGAAUUCCCUUCUUGACAAAAAGUAUGAAUGGUAUUAUGAUUAUUUGUAUAAUUUUCUGUGCAUAAUGUAUAUAUAUAUCUAUAAUAAUUUAUGAAAAAAAGGGGUGAAUAUGUGUAGUUGAGAAUAUGAGGAAAUUCCAUACUCGUUUUAUAAAGUAAUCUUGUAAGUUUGUAAAGAAAAUUUGACAAAAAAUAAAAUAAUAAAUAACAUUACUAAUGCCCCACUUUGUCUUGUAAUUUAUAUACAACAGUGAUAGUAGCUUAGAUCGCUGCGACUAUUUUGUCGGGAUCUCUAGGAAGAAUCUAUACCAUGUAUGGACUUCCUUAAUAGGAAAAUAACAAAAAGAACCACAGAAUGUGUGGAUUAUUUUUCUUUUAAUUAUCAGUACAUUUAGUUUUUUUUUUAUUAUAUAAAUUAAAUUGCUUAUUCCAUAAGUCUUCAAAUGGGAAAUUGGUUGUGAUUUUAUUUAUAAUUUUUAUAUUCUAUCCGCAGCAACAAAAGCGGCAAAGGAUCAGUCCUGGAAGCGUUGAUACACAUUAAUUUUUUACAAGUUGCAAAAAUGUUAAUCUCGCCUCAUUAAUGAGAAACAUUCCAUUUAAUUUUAAAAACACGUUAAUUAGAAGUACUGUAUCGGUUGGCAAUAGCUUGUUUAUUUUUUAUAAUUCAAGAGCAAAAAUUGUCAUCAGUUGCAUUCAAACAAUUAAAAAAAAAAAAAAAAAAAAAAAAAAACUUUU